Vespa mandarinia (Asian giant hornet) is the source of this 2064-nucleotide messenger RNA. RefSeq lists its product as uncharacterized. Gene Ontology annotation, biological process: SCF-dependent proteasomal ubiquitin-dependent protein catabolic process. Gene Ontology annotation, cellular component: SCF ubiquitin ligase complex. NCBI's taxonomy places the organism in Eukaryota, Metazoa, Arthropoda, Insecta, Hymenoptera, Vespidae. The record is from RefSeq and is a predicted model, not a curated record. Gene Ontology annotation, molecular function: protein binding.
CGAUAUUAUUACAUCUAUACGCGUGUGUGCAAAAUGUAUUGUUACUGACAUAUAUAUUUUUUCAUAUCCAUAUGUUGGUAAGCUAGAAAAUAAUGUAUGACACGAGGAAUGCCGAACGAAUGACAGUAGGAUUAACGAAGGUUAUGUUAUUAUAUAGUUCUCAUUUUAUUCAUUUAUUUCUUGAGUCGAUACUCGUAAUAUAGAAUUUUUUUCAACAUAGAAAUAUAAGAAUUUUGCAAAAAGUGGGACAAGAUGGAGACAAGGCCUUUUCUUCUGGAUGGCUCAUGAAACCAAAGUUGCCAUAUUUGGCGUUUUAUACAUCGUACGAUUUUUACACAUUUGAGCAUUCACGUUAUAACCUUACAAGGAAAAUAUUGUGUUAUUUAUUGAUAUUCGUGCGUAAAAAGAAAAUGAAGAUGAAACGAAGUAAAUCAUUAUCACCGGAACCCUCUAGUAGCGGUGAAUCAAAAAGAAUAAGAUAUGAAGAGUUACAUCCGCAUUUGCUUGAUUUUUGUGAUGAUAUUUUAUUAAAUAUAUUGAAAUAUUUAAACCCUCAAGAUCUUAUGGCAUUGAGCUUAUGUAAUCAACGUUUGGCACAAGUUACGCGCGAUAGAACCUUAUGGAGAAAAGUGGAUUUUCGUGCAAUUCCUAUGCCUCUGAAUGAUUUAGAAAAAUAUACAAAAUUCUUUCAACCAAUGACAACUAAUGUAGCAAUGCGCGGUGAUUUACAUUCCAACAAAUGUUUAGGACUGACACCAAAAUUUUUUGAUACCAUAAACAUACAUUGUGGUCAGCUGAAGGAGUUAGUUAUAGAAGAUUAUUAUAUAGAUGGUGAUGAGGUUGAAAUAACAGAUUUUCCAAGAACAAUUGAGAAACUUUCAUUGAAAGGAUGUGAAAUGGGUCAUUUGCAAAGUAAUAAGUCAUAUUUCUUUAAAAUUGACCUCCAUAUGCCUAAUUUAACAUGUUUAAUUUUAAGUAAUUGCCAAUGGUUCAUGCCACAUUCUCUAUUAGUAAUUAGUAAAAUAUCAAAACUUAAAGAACUCAGAUUGAAUUCUUGUCAUCGUUUGGGUGAAUGCGUGGCUUAUGCCAGUUUGGCAACCAGAUUUGGAUUUAAAACAUUAGAGACUUUAGAUUUACGAGAUACUGCACUUGGAGAUAGUGAAGUUAGUUGCUUUAGUAGUACUAAAACUCUAACGCAUUUAUAUUUGGAAUGUCCAGCAGUAUUAAGAAACACUGAUGCAGGAAAUUUUCGGCGACCUGUACUCGAAGAUGGAAAUAUCGUUCAAUUUUUAGUUGAAGGUAAUUGGGAAAAUUAUGGUUUUCAAAGACGUUUAAUCUCAGAUAGAGCAAUUCGUGCCAUAGGGAGUAUUGCUAGAAGAGUAAUUCAUACUUCUCCGCAUGGGAUUAUAUUUUUAGAAGAAGAAAAUCAAAUAUUCAACAAUCCACUUCUUAAAACAUUAGUCGUUAGGAAUUAUCCACGGGUUUCAAAUUCUAGUCUUGUUUAUUUGGCAGAACAUGUAUUAAGUUUAGAGCAUCUUGAUGUAACUGGUACAUCUGUUACAAGAGAAGGUGUUCAAAAAUUCAAAUCAAGGAGACCUAAUGUAAAGAUUGUUUCUUCAUUCGAUGAUACGUAGUUACUCUUCAUAUAUGUUUAAGCAUUUGUUGUGUAUGAGUGUUCGAUGUUUUGUAACAUUAUUACAAUUAGCUUCAAGCGUUUAAUUUUCUGUCUACAAAAAAGGUUGAUACUGCAACAAUAAUUAGUAAUGUAUUUACAGAAUAAUUAUCUAAUUAUGUAAAUAUAUCUUCUCUUACAGCUAUGAAAAUGUAUUUGAAUCUUACAAGAAUACAUAUAAUAAUUUUAAGUAGGUAAUAUUAAAAAUUUAUCUUUAUUAUUAUCAAAUUUAUAUGAAAGAAUGGUUCAUAUAAUUUCUUUUUUAUUUCUCAAAUUUUUUAAAUUUAUUGUGUAUAUAUAAAUAUAGAUUAAGCUGUGCACAUAAUCCCUAUUGUAAUAAGCAUUUUUAAAAAAAACUAUCAUGUUAAUAAUAUAGAACAAUUUUGAUGAAU